UCCAGAAGGAGCAGGUUAUUUUCAAGAGUUAGUCUUGUUAUUUUGACUCCUUUCUCUUAGACCAAGAGAGGACGAUGGUGAAAUAUAGAGAGGUGGUGCAAGGGUUGCAAUACAGGGCAGGGGUUGGUUUGGUAAUGGCGGUGAUGGUGGUGGUAAUGGCGAUGGUGAUGAUGAGGAAGACGGGAGAUGAAAACUUGUAUUGCAACCCUAACCCUAGCGAUAUCACUAUCACAAAGCCAUGCAAACAAAAACCCCAAAACCCCCAACUUCAACCACCACCUCUUCCUCCUCCUCCCACCACCAUGUCACCGCCUGCGGAAACCGGAACCCACCCGUUUCGCUUCCCCAAAACCCAGUCCACCGUCCUCCCCGACCCGGCCCGCUUCUUCUCCCCCGACCUGCUCUCCUCCCCUCUCCCCACCAACUCCUUCUUCCAAAACCUCGUCCUCAAAAAAGGCGACCAGCCCGAGUACAUCCACCCCUACCUCAUCAAAUCAUCUCUCUCCACCCUCUCUCUCUCGUACCCGUCUCAGUUCUCCAACCCCGCCUUCGCUUACCAGGCCUUCACCCCUGACCUCACCAUCUCUUCCGCAAACAACACAAACCCUGGCUCCGCCCACGUGGUAUCUUCCUUCAGCGAUCUGGGUUUGACCCUUGACCUGCCUUCUAGUGGUCUCAGGUUUUUUCUCGUUAGGGGCAGCCCUUACUUGACCUGUGUCGCCACCAGAAACGUUUCUGUAACUAUCUCCACCGUCCAUGCCAUUCUUCAGUUCAAUUCCAAUGGCUCUAAUACUAAGUACACCAUUACUCUCAAUAAUAAUCAGAAAUGGGUUUUGUAUGCUUCUUCGCCGAUUAGCUUGAGUAAUGACGUUUCUUCCAUAACUUCAGGUGGGUUUACCGGGAUUAUACGGAUUGCAAUUUUACCAGAUUCUGAUCCCAAGUCCGAAGCAAUCCUAGAUCGAUUCAGUUCUUGUUAUCCAGUAUCUGGUGAUGCAGUUUUCGAUAAGCCAUUUGGUUUGGAGUACAAGUGGGAUAAGAAAGGGUGGGGAGACUUGCUCAUGCUUGCCCACCCUCUCCAUCUUCAGCUUCUUGCGGGUAACGAAUGUGGAAUUACUGUUUUGGACAAUUUCAAGUACAAAAGCAUUGAUGGUGAGCUUGUGGGCGUUGUUGGAGAUUCAUGGCUAUUGAAAUCUGACCCUGUCUCUGUUACUUGGCAUUCUAUUGGAGGUGUCAAAGAAGAAUCAUAUCCUGAAAUUAUUGAUGCACUUGUCAAAGAUGUCAGGGCUUUAGAUGCAGCCUCAAUAUCGACAGAUUCGUCUUAUUUUUAUGGAAAACUGGUUGCAAGAGCAGCAAGGUUAGGUUUAAUUGCUGAGGAGUUGUCUUAUGUUGAUGUAAUGCCAAGUAUCCAAAAGUACUUAAAGAAUACAAUUGAGCCAUGGUUAGACGGAACUUUUGGGCCGAACGGCUUCUUGUAUGAUGCCAAGUGGGGUGGGAUUGUGACUAAAUUAGGGUCUUUGGAUUCUGGUGCUGAUUUCGGGUUUGGUCUCUAUAACGAUCACCAUUACCAUUUGGGCUAUUUUCUUUACGGAAUUGCAGUGCUAGCAAAGAUUGAUCCGGCUUGGGGGAGAAAGUACAGGCCUCAAGCUUAUUCACUUUUGGCAGAUUUUAUGAACUUGGAAAGGCAUGGGAAUUCAUCGUAUCCCCGGUUGAGGUGUUUCGAUUUGUGGAAAUUACAUUCAUGGGCUGGAGGGUUAACUGAAUUCGGAGAUGGGAGAAAUCAAGAGAGCUCAAGUGAGGCUGUGAACGCUUACUAUUCGGCAGCUUUGAUGGGGUUGGCUUAUGGGGACACCCACCUUGUUGCCAUCGGAUCCACACUCUCAGCAAUGGAGAUUCAUUCGGCUCAAACGUGGUGGCACGUGAGAGAAAGAGAUACUCUGUAUCCACAAGAUUUUACAAGAGAGAAUAGGUUGAUGGGGGUUUUAUGGGCUAACAAGAGGGACAGUGGUCUUUGGUUUGCUCCGCCCGAGUGGAAGGAAUGCAGGCUGGGGAUUCAGCUGCUGCCGUUGUUGCCUAUUUCUGAGGUUUUGUUUUCUGAAAUCAGUUUUGUGAGAGAGCUGGUGGUGUGGACGUUGCCGACCCUGGCAAGAGAGGGAGUUGGAGAAGGGUGGAAGGGGUUUUUGUAUGCAUUACAAGGGGUUUAUGAUAAAGAGGGUGCUUUGGGUAAUAUUAGGAACUUGAAUGGUUUUGACGACGGGAACUCGCUUACGAAUCUUUUGUGGUGGAUUCACAGUAGAGGUGGUGAUGAAGAAGGGUGUGAGGGGGGAGGGAAGUUCUGCUGGUUUGGUCACUACAGUCAUUAAAAUGUUAACUUCUUGUGUAAUUAUGUUAUUUAUGAUUGCUUCUGAGAAUAUAGUAUAAAUUAUUUAUGAUUGAUUUC
Molecule: messenger RNA, 2437 nt
Organism: Rhododendron vialii
Lineage: Eukaryota; Viridiplantae; Streptophyta; Magnoliopsida; Ericales; Ericaceae
Product: glucan endo-1,3-beta-D-glucosidase 1-like
Exons: 2
Coding region: 75-2360 (761 amino acids)
Molecular function (GO): endo-1,3(4)-beta-glucanase activity
Source: RefSeq, a predicted model, not a curated record